This is a messenger RNA of Diorhabda sublineata, 11640 nucleotides long. RefSeq names its product RNA-binding protein MEX3B (gene Mex-3). The transcript is spliced from 2 exons. The record is from RefSeq and is a predicted model, not a curated record. NCBI's taxonomy places the organism in Eukaryota, Metazoa, Arthropoda, Insecta, Coleoptera, Chrysomelidae. Gene Ontology annotation, molecular function: RNA binding. Bases 224 to 1495 code for a protein of 423 amino acids.
AGUCAGUAUCAAGCAGGCAAGCGGUUAAUAUCUGCUUGACUCGUAGAACGUUAAUACAAUAUUAGAAAGUAGAUAUUAUAUAUUUUUGUACAAGUGAACACGUUUUUAAUAAUAAAUAGCGUCGUUUUUAUGAUUAAUAAUCUAUAAUCGAAGGUCUAGUGCUUAAAUCAGCGACAAUCAAAUUGGUUGUUACGAAAAAACUGUGUUUUCUCUUGGUGUGAAAAUGCCGGCGUCUAAUCUUUUCGCUGAAAUGGAUCGCGGCAGUGGAAUUGGGGACGAAAGGGCCCUACAAUUGGCUCUCGAAUUAUCAAUGCUCGGUUUUAAUGAACCUUUAACUUCGGUUUCUGAACCAGAUAGUCCCGGAGAUCUUAAUUCUUUCGUUAACCCUCUCGCGAACGUCGGUUUAGAAGAAGUUCGAUCCAAGAAGUCACAAAAUAUGACAGAAUGUGUUCCCGUACCCAGCUCGGAGCAUGUGGCUGAAAUCGUAGGCAGACAAGGUUGCAAAAUCAAAGCCCUCCGCGCCAAGACCAACACUUACAUCAAAACGCCCGUCAGAGGCGAAGAACCCGUCUUCGUGGUAACAGGUCGCAAAGAAGACGUCGCCAAAGCCAAAAGAGAAAUCCUCUCGGCGGCGGAGCAUUUCUCCCAAAUCAGAGCUUCCCGCAAAAACAAUUUGGCGGGAUUAGGAUCCGGCGCCAGCACGCCGCCCGGUCCUCCGGCGAAUAUUCCCGGCCACGUAACAAUCCAAGUGCGGGUGCCGUACCGCGUCGUCGGCCUGGUAGUCGGCCCCAAAGGCGCCACCAUCAAAAGGAUCCAACAUCAGACCCACACCUACAUCGUAACGCCGAGUCGCGACAAAGAACCCGUCUUCGAGGUGACAGGUCUACCGGAGAGCGUCGAAUCCGCCCGCCGAGAAAUCGAAGCCCACAUCGCGAUGCGCACCGGAAACGGCGCCUCCAUCAACGGCUUACUAGACGAAAGCGAACUAUUCGCCUCGUUGUACAAAUCCGGAUUGAAUUCGAUACUCAACUACAUGGAACAACCGACGGACACGUUCCCGACGAUGACCUCUUCGACGGGCAGCAGCGGCGCCUUCUCCAGCUCGGGCUCCUGCUCCAGCAGCUCGUCGAGCAGCGGCGGCGGCAGAGAUCUGGGAGCCAUAUGGAGCUCGAACGAUAGAGACGAAGGCUUGGGCGAUUCCCCCAGCUUCGAUACGUCCGCCGCUCUAUCGAGCAUUUGGUCGUACCCGAGCGCCGCGGCUCCGUCGAGACCGUCGCCGGCGAACAGCACCAGCCCCGCCGACUCCCUACUCAGCUCCGCCACCAAAUGUUUAGUGUGCACCGAGGCGAAAGUUACGCACGCCCUGGUGCCGUGCGGCCACAAUUUCUUCUGCAUGGAAUGCGCCACCAGAGUGUGCGAAGCCGGCGACGCCCAAUGCCCCGUCUGUUCGCUACCCGCCAUACAAGCGAUCCGCAUCUACUCCCCGAAUCCUUAAGGCGGCGACGCCCCCAUCGGUCGCGCUCGAAUCGCAUUCCGUGGACGCGCGAUUCCGCUGACGCGCGAUUCCGCGGACGCGCGUCCCGCCUUCGACUUCACCUUCGCUUAACGCUCUUCGCAUACAACGAAUCGGAAAAUUUUUAACGUGGAGUUUUUUUACGAUUUUUUAUUAUUUUUUUCAAUUUUUCGUGUGCGGUCGGGGGUUCGACGAAGUUGAAGCGUGUAGUCAUCGUUUAAAGCCAGUGAAACAUCCUUUUUUUUUUUUAUUUUCUAUUUUUUAAUCAAUUUUUUUUUUUUUCGAUAGUAUUUAGAGUUAUAUUUUGAGUAUUUUGGAUAUUUUUUAUCGUUCCGAACAUGUAGAAACGGAAAAGGAAAAAGACGCGCGACGCCGCGCUUCGCGCGUAAAGUGCGUCGCGUCGUUUUUUUUUCGGAAUAUAUUUUUUUAAGUUUCGCCGUGUGGGAAUGUCGCUCUCACGUUAUUGAAGUCUGAAAACAGCAAUUCUCAAAAUAUUAUUUAAGGGAUAAAAUUUUUUAAAAUAAUAUAUGGAUAAAAUAGGAAUAAAGCGAAAAUAUAAUGAAAAAAAAAAAAUAUAUUAUAUUACGAUUACGAAGUGAGAAUUAGUUUGGUUGUGCGGCGCGAGGUGUGUGCGGUUCGGAAGCGGGGGGUGCGAAAAAAUUUCGAAUUCUUUCGAAAAUUUAUGGGAGAUAUCGGGAAAAAUUGAAAAUUUGUCGAAAUAUUUUGGAAAUUAAUAUAAAAAUUCGAUGGUAACUGUGAUUUUUUUCAUAUUUGAAUCGUGAAAGUGGCGUUCGUAUAUUCGGUGACGUUUUUACUGAAAAAUUUCCGAUUUGGAGAUUUUUAUCUUUAUUGAUUCGUUCAAUACGAGGGGAUGUAGAAAAAUUCGAUUACUAUCAACUUUUUUUUCUGUAUCUUCCUUGUUUUUAAAAAUAAAACUUCGAUUAGGGAAUUUUUAAAUUCGGGAAUAUUUUUUUUAUAAAUUAUCAAAUUUUUUUAUAUUUAUCAUGUUUAGUUCAUGAGAUACAGGGUUAUAAAGAUAACUUUUGUUUUCGACUCAAAAAUGAUACAACCCUUUUACUGUCUCAUUAUCUCCCUUGUUAUUUGAUAUAAAUUUUCGAAAAAAAAAUCAUAGAAUGAGGGAAAUUUUCUCUACCAGUUUGCAAAUUUUCAAGUUUCCAUCUUAAGUAGUUCGUUAGAUACAAGGAGUUUAAGAAAACUUCUAUUUUUGUGUUUAAAAGUGACAUGAUUGUCUUAUUUUUUUAAUAACCCUCGUAAAAUUCAAUACAUAGUUUUGAAAAAUAUAUUCCUAGAAUUAGAAAUAUUUUCUCUAUAAAUUACCAAAUUUUUACAUUUGCAUCUUAAUUAGUUUAUGAGAUACAGGGUCGUAAAUACAAAUUUUGUUUUUGACUCAAAAAAUGACACAACCCCUUUACUGUCUCAUUAUCUCCCUUGUUAUUAAAUACAAAUUUUCGAAAAAAAAAAUCAUAGAAUAAGGAUAAUUUUCUUUACGAACUUGCAAAUUUUCAAAUUUCCAUCUUAAGUAGUUCAUUAGAUACAAGGCGCUUAAGAAAACUUCUAUUUUUGUGUUUAAAAGUGACAUGAUUGUCUUAUUUUUUUAAUAACCCUCGUAAUAUUUAAAACAUAGUUUUGAAAAAUAUAUUCCUAGAAUAAGAAACAUUUACUCUAUAAAUUACCAAAUUUUUACAUUUGCAUCUAAAUUAGCUUAUGAGAUACAGGGUCGUAAAGAUAACUUUUGUUUUCGACUCAAAAAUGAUACAACCCUUUUACUGUCUCAUUAUCUCCCUUGUUAUUAAAUACAAAUUUUCGAAAAAAAAAUCAUAGAAUGAGGGAAAUUUUCUCUACGAGCUUGCAAAUUUUCAAGUUUCCAUCUUAAGUAGUUCGUUAGAUACAAGGCGCUUAAGAAAACUUCUAUUUUUGUGUUUAAAAGUGACAUGAUUGUCUUAUUUUUUUAAUAACCCUCGUAAAAUUUAAUAAAUAGUUGUGAAAAAUAUAUUCCUAGAAUUAGAAACAUUUUCUCUAUAAAUUACCAAAUUUUCACAUUUCCAUCUUAUUUAGUUCAUGAGAUACAGGGUCGUAAAGUUAAAUUUUGUUUUUGACUCAAAAAGUGACACAACCCUUUUACUGUCUCAUUAUCUCCCUUGUUAUUAAAUACAAAUUUUCGAAAAAAAAAUCAUAGAAUGAGGGAAAUUUUCUCUACGAGCUUGCAAAUUUUCAAGUUUCCAUCUUAAGUAGUUCGUUAGAUACAAGGCGCUUAAGAAAACUUCUAUUUUUGUGUUUAAAAGUGACAUGAUUGUCUUAUUUUUUUAAUAACCCUCGUAAAAUUUAAUAAAUAGUUGUGAAAAAAAUAUUCCUAGAAUAAGAAACAUUUUCUCUAUAAAUUACCAAAUUUUCACAUUUCCAUCUUAUUUAGUUCAUGAGAUAUAGGGUCGUAAAGAUAAAUUUUGUUUUUGACUCAAAAAAUGAUAUAAUCCUUUUACUGUCUCAUUAUUUAAAUGCUUUUUAUAAAAAUUAUAUAUAAAAAAAACUAUUUUCCGUUAUAAAAUCGAUUCUAUAUGAAAAAAUUCACAAAAAAAAAUCAAAUUCCACUUUUUCGUAAUCACAUCGGUCAUCGACAAACUACACAGGGCCGUACACCCUCAACUGAUCUGUAUUUUUUCGAAGAAUUUAAAAUUUUUAACCAUUACGAAAACUUGCAGGGGGCCGUCCGGUAAAAUCGCCGCGCGCACGCCACCGGUCCGGGUACACCGCCCCUAAUAACGAAAUACAUAUCCCUUAUUGUUAGUUGAUCAGUAAUUGUUGCUAUUGUUCUGUUAUUUGAUGUGAUACAUAUAUUUCUAUAUUUCUUAUAGCGUAUAAGUUGUGAGAGAUUAUAUAAUAUAAAUUAUUUAUCGUGUGUACCCGGUAUAGCCGGCCGGUGUGCGACUGGGCCUUAAAUCGGAAAAUCCCGAAACGUUUGGGUUCGACACUGCUGAGUUUUUCUUAUCCGCAUUCGUUCGGUUCGUAAAUAAUUUUGAUUUUUGAUUUGGUUUUUGUUUUUCUAGAAUUACAUCGAUCGAAGAUAACGAAAAAAAUCAACUUUUUGUGACUGAAUUGAUUCGAUAAAAUUACAACAGAUUCGUAAACGAUUUUUCUACGAAUUUCCGAAUUUUCAUUUUCAUUACAUACGGGGUGUUUGAGAAAACUUGUUUUCAACUCAAAAAAAAAAGACAUGGUCUAGUUACUUUUUGAUUAUCUUCAGUUCUAUUUGAUUUAGGAAUUUCAAACAAAGUCUAGUAGAUUCAGAAACGUUUAUUUUAUGAUAUUUCUAUUAAACAUGUUUUUAUCGUGAUAGGUUCACUGGAUAUAGGGCGUUGAAAAAAAAUUUGUUUUUAGCUCGAAAAGUAACACGAUUCCAUAAAUUUUUCAAUAUCUCCAGUUUUAUUAGAUAUAGAACUGUGAGAUAUAAACCAGUUGAAUCAGAAACGUUUUUUCCACCAACUCCCCAAUUUUCUUGUUUCUAUCUUGAUUGGUUCUCUAGAUACAGGGUGUUAAAGAAAACAUUUGUUCUUGACACAAAAAGUGACAUGAUUUUCUUAAUUCUCAAAUAACUUCAGUUCUAUUUGAUAUAAAACUUUAAAAAUAAAUUCAUUAGAAUCAGAAAUGUUUCUUCUACGAGUCCCUAAAUUUUCAUAUUUCCAUUAUGAGUAAUUCACGAGAUACAGAGUGUCAAAGAAAACAUCUGGUUUUGACACAAAAAUGACAUGAUUCCAUUAAUUCUCAAAUAACUUCAGUUCUACUUGAUAUAGAACUUUGAAAAAAAAAUCAGUAGAAUCAGAAACUUUUUUUCUACGAGUCAUCAAAUUUUUACAUUUCUAUCACGAUUGAUUCUUUAGAUACAGGGUGUCAAAGUAAACAUAUGUUUUUGACACAAAAAGUGUCAUGAUUUUCUUAAUUCUCAAAUAACUUCAGUUCUAUUCGAUAUAGAACUUUUAAAAAAAAAUAAUUAGAAUCAGAAACGUUUUUUCUACAAGACCCCAAAUUUUCACAUAUCUAUCAUGAGUGAUUCUUUAGAUACAGUGUGUCAAAGAAAACAACUGGUUUUGACACAAAAAGUAACAUGACUUCCUUAUAUCUUAAAUAAUUUUAGUUCUAUUUGAUAUAGAACUUUUUGAAAAAAUUCAUUAGAAUCAGAAACGUUUUUUCUACAGGCCCCCAAAUUUUCAUACUUCCAUCAUGAGUAAUUCACGAGAUACAGUGUGUCAAAGAAAACAUCUGUUUUUGACACAAAAAAUGACAUGAUGUUUUUAAUUCUCAAAUAACUUUAGUUCUAUUUGAUAUAGAACUUUUUAAAAAAAUUCAUUAGAAUCAGAAAUGUUUUUUCUACAAUCUCCCAAAUUUUCAACUUUCCAUCUUGAUUGAUUCACUAGAUACAGAGUGUCAAAGAAAACAUCUGGUUUUGACACAAAAAGUGAUGUGAUGUUUUUAAUUCUCAAAUUACUUUAGUUCUAUUUGAUUUAGAACUUUUAAAAAAAAAUCAUUAGAAUCAGAAACUUUUUUUCUACAAUCUCCCAAAUUUUCAACUUUCCAUCUUGAUUGAUUCACUAGAUACAGGGUGUCAAAGUAAACAUCUGUUUUUGACACAUAAAGUGACAUGAUGUUUUUAAUUCUCAAAUAACUUUAGUUCUAUUUGAUAUAGAACUUUUUAAAAAAAAUCAUUAGAAUCAGAAACUUUUUUUCUACAAUCCCCCAAAAUUUUCAACUUUCCAUCUUGAUUGAUUCACUAGAUACAGGGUGUCAAAGUAAACAUAUGUUUUUGACACAUAAAGUGACAUGAUGUUUUUAAUUCUCAAAUAACUUUAGUUCUAUUUGAUAUAGAACUUUUUAAAAAAAAUCAUUAGAAUCAGAAACUUUUUUUCUACAAUCCCCCAAAUUUUCAACUUUCCAUCUUGUUUGAUUCACUAGAUACAGGGUGUCAAAGAAAACAUCUGGUUUUGACACAAAAAGUGAUGUGAUAUUUUUAAUUCUCAAAUAACUUUAGUUCUAUUUGAUAUAGAACUUUUUAAAAAAGUUCGGUAGAAUCAGAAAUGUUUUGUCUACGAUUCCCCAAAUUUUCACAUUUCUAUCGUCAUUCAUUUUCGAGAUACAAGGUAUUAAAUAUGACUAAUCCACUAAUCUCAAAUUGAAUUUAUUAAAUUAUCAGUAUUUGAAUAAAAAAAAUUAUUUUCAGUAUUACAAUUUUCGAGUAUUACUUGUAAUCAAUCAAAAAUUUGUUUCUCACUAAAAAUUAAUUAAUUACGAACCGACAACAAUGUAUUUCGAUAGGUACAUAUACAGCACGACACUAAAAAUCGUUAUUAUUAAAUUUUUAUUUAUAUAUUUCAAUAUAAAAUUUCAUUUUUCUUUAGUGUCUUGUAAUAUAUAAUCGAAAAUAAAAAGAAAAAAUAAAACGCGGCCCCCCCAGUCCUGCACCACUUGCUUCGGUUCCUUCAGUAUUCACGUUUCACCCGGUAUAUUAUCCGGGCUACAAUUUUUUUAAAUGCAUUUCUCCCCCUUGCCUGCACUUUUUCGUAGACAAUUUAGACCAAAUCCCGAAGCUGAUUUUAUCACCAAUCAAAUCGUAACAUACUGAUUAAUAUAUCAAAAAUUAUCUUGUAUCACAUUUGUUGUAACGUCCUCCAUGUUUACAUUUGACAUAACCCCAAAAAGUCCAUGGGCGUUGAAUUAGAUUGCGUGAGAAUCAAUUUUCACGUGACAGACGCGUGUCCUCUUCGAAAAACAACGUUUAAAGUAUAAAUAAGUUUUUUUGAGACACCUUAUAUAUAAAACAUCGUUUCUGUAAACUUCUAUUGUAUUUCUUAUGUCAACCAAUCAAAUUCCGCCACGUAUCCAACACCUACUUUGUUUAUCGUGUUGAAAUUUUUUUAAUACAACUCAAAUAAUUCCAAAAUCUUUCCUAAUCUUCUUAAGAGUUUGGUAAUCUGGUUUUCUUUACCAAAUAUUCACAUAUUGUAGUCUAUAAUUUAUUAAUUUACAAUCCAAUCGUUGUAUAUUAUAUAUACACGUUUAUAAAAUGGCGUCCAUCGUUGUAAUUUUUAGUUUAAAUUUUCCAUGAUUCUGUGUAAUAUAUCCAUUAGAUUGUUGUUGAUUUCGUGUCGGAUUUAUAUUUUUAACGCGUUCUUGUAAAUUCUAUCGGAGGAAAAUAGUAAAUCCGAAAUAUAUUCACGCGCAGAUCACGUGAUCAAAGUCUGAUAUGUAACAGGACCGUACUCGCGCUUAAGAAAUAAUUUACAGCAUACUGGAAAUGUUUUUUUUUUGGAAAUAUAUUAAUCAGUUGUUACGAUCGCUUUGAAGGAAAAGGUCUAGUACAUCCGACUGGCCCAUACUGGCCCUGAUGCGCUUAUAUAUUACUUAUUAUUAAAUAUAUAUAUUAAGAAACUAUAUUUUGUUUUUAUUUAUUUUUUUAUUGUAGUAUUGGAAAUUAAUGUUAUUAGAUAAAUUUAUAUAUAUUUUAUUAUUAUUAUUGCUUGGCCAGUCUGCGUCAGUCCGAAAUUGAUUAGGUCCGGUAUAGCCAGGAGACUUUGUUUAUGUACGUACGUUGUAAAUAAUUUGUUGUUUUAUAGCUAUUAAUAAAUACCAUAUUACAAUUAUUAUUUUAUUUUUAUACAUAUUUAACUAUGAAUGUUAGUACAAGUCUAUCGUUGAGUGCAGAAUGACUGUUCAAAAUAUCACAGUGCCCUUCAAUACCUUUACGAUCAAUUUUCGAAUCGAAUUUGCAAUUUUUUUUAAUUAUAUACAGGGGAGAAACGAAAAAUAGGUAGAAUAAUUUUUAUUUUUUAGAAAUUUUCAGAAAAGUUAUUUUAGAAAAAGUUGGAAAACGAUUUAUUAGAAUCAGAAACGUUUUUUCUACGAGCUCCCAAAUUUUCAAUUUUCCAUCUUGAUUGAUUCACUAGAUACAGGGUGUUAAAGAAAACAUUUAUUUUUGACACAAAAUAUGACAUGGUUCCCUAAAUUUUCAUAUAUCUCCAGUUUUUUUGAACAUACAACUUCGGAAAAAGAUUCAUUAGAAUCAGAAACGUUUUUUCUACAAACACCCAAAUUUUCAAAUUUCCAUCUUGAUUGAAUCACUAGAUACAGGGUGUCAAAGUAAACAUUUGUUUUUGACACAAAACGUGACAUGGUUCCCUAAAUUUUCAAAUAUUUCCAGUUUUUUUGAACAUACAACUUCGGAAAAAGAUUCAUUAGAAUCAGAAACGUUUUUUCUACGAGCUCCCAAAUUUUCCACUUUCCAUCUUGAUUGAUUCACUAGAUACAGGGUGUCAAAGUAAACAUUUGUUUUUGACACAAAAUGUGACAUGGUUCCCUAAAUUUUCAAAUAUUUCCAGUUUUUUUGAACAUACAACUUCGGAAAAAGAUUCAUUAGAAUCAGAAACGUUUUUCCUACGAGCUCCCAAAUUUUCAAAUUUCCAUCUUGAUUGAAUCACUAGAUACAGGGUGUCAAAGUAAACAUUUGUUUUUGACACAAAACGUGACAUGGUUCCCUAAAUUUUCAAAUAUUUCCAGUUUUUUUGAACAUACAACUUCGGAAAAAGAUUCAUUAGAAUCAGAAACGUUUUUUCUACGAGCUCCCAAAUUUUCCACUUUCCAUCUUGAUUGAUUCACUAGAUACAGGGUGUCAAAGUAAACAUUUGUUUUUGACACAAAAUGUGACAUGGUUCCCUAAAUUUUCAAAUAUUUCCAGUUUUUUUGAACAUACAACUUCGGAAAAAGAUUCAUUAGAAUCAGAAACGUUUUUCCUACGAGCUCCCAAAUUUUCAAAUUUCCAUCUUGAUUGAUUCACUAGAUACAGGGUGUCAAAAUGAAUAUCUGUUUUUGACACAAAAUAUGACAUGGUUCCCUAAAUUUUCAAAUAUCUCCAGUUUUUUUGAACAUACAACUUCGGAAAAAGAUUCAUUAGAAUCAGAAACGUUUUUUCUACAAACACCCAAAUUUUCAAAUUUCCAUCUUGAUUGAAUCACUAGAUACAGGGUGUCAAAGUAAACAUUUGUUUUUGACACAAAACGUGACAUGGUUCCCUAAAUUUUCAAAUAUUUCCAGUUUUUUUGAACAUACAACUUCGGAAAAAGAUUCAUUAGAAUCAGAAACGUUUUUUCUACAAACACCCAAAUUUUCAAAUUUCCAUCUUGGUUGAAUCACUAGAUACAGGGUGUCAAAGUAAACAUUUAUUUUUGACACAAAAUAUGACAUGGUUCCCUAAAUUUUCAUAUAUCUUUAGUUUUUUUGAACAUACAACUUCGGAAAACGAUUCAUUAGAAUCAGAAACGUUUUUUCUACAAACACCCAAAUUUUCAAAUUUCCAUCUUGAUUGAAUCACUAGAUACAGGGUGUCAAAGUAAACAUUUGUUUUUGACACAAAACGUGACAUGUUUCCCUAAAUUUUCAAAUAUUUCCAGUUUUUUUGAACAUACAACUUCGGAAAAAGAUUCAUUAGAAUCAGAAACGUUUUUUCUACAAACACCCAAAUUUUCAAAUUUCCAUCUUGAUUGAUUUACUUGGUACAGGGUGUCAAAGUAAACAUUUGUUUUUGACACAAAACGUGACAGGAUAUCCUAAAUUUUCAAAUAUCUCCAGUUUUUUUGAACAUACAACUUCGGAAAACGAUUUAUUACAAUCAGAAACGUUUUUUCUACGAGCUCCCAUAUUUUCAAAUUUCCAUCUUGAUUGAUUCACUAGAUACAGGGUGUCAAAAUGAAUAUCUGUUUUUGACACAAAAUAUGACAUGGUUCCCUAAAUUUUCAUAUAUCUUUAGUUUUUUUGAACAUACAACUUCGGAAAACGAUUCAUUAGAAUCAGAAACGUUUUUUCUACAAACCCCCAAAUUUUCAACUUUCCAUCUUUAUUGAUUCAUUAGAUACAGGGUAUCAAAGUAAACAUCUGUUUUUAACACAAAAAGUGACAUGCUUCUGUUAAUUUUUAAAUAUCUUCAGUUCUACUAAAUGAAUAAUUUUGAAAAAAAAAAACAUCAGAAUCCGAAACGUUUUUUGCAUAACCUCCCAAAUUUUCAUAUUUCUAUCGUAAGUGGUUCACUAGAUACCAGGUGUGAAAGAAAACACAUUUUUUUGACACAUAAACUGUUUCGAUUCCCUAAAUUUUCAAAUAUCUUCAGUUCUAUUGAAUGAAUUACUUUGAAAAAAAAAUCUUCAGAAUCAGAAAUAUUUUUUCUACAAGCUUCCAAAUUUUCAUCUUUCUAUGUUGAUUGAUUCAAUAGAUACAGGGUGUUAAAGUAAACAUCUGUUUUUGACGCAAAAAGUGACAUGCUUCUGUUAAUUUUUAAAUAUCUUCAGUUCUACUAAAUGAAUAAUUUUGAAAAAAAAAUCAAUAGAAUCAGAAACGUUUUUUCUACAACCUCUCAAAUUUUCACCUUUCCAUCUUGAGCGUUCCACCAGAUACGGAGUGUUGAAUAAAACUUUUCGUUUUGGCCGAAAAAACUUUAUUAUCGAUAGCUUUCGAAACUUAUCGACAAAAGAGGCACUAAAAUAAGUAUUCUACGAUUAUUUUCCAUAAAAAAUUUUGUAAUCGUUGUUUUGUUACUAAAAUAAUUAAUUUUCGAUAAAAUCAUUUCGGUAAUAGUCGAUAUCGGAACGACUAUUUUUCGAAUCUCCCCCGUAUAACUUUUUAUCUAUAUUAGAUGGAUUUUUUUUUAAUUUCGUAGGAAUCUCGAAAGUGUUAAGGGGCAAUGUGCAUAGUAUAAUUAGUUAUAUUGAUAUUUUAAUUAGAUGAAAGUAUCCUCGAAGUGAUUUCAUUUUUUUUGUAGUAUUUUAUUGAUUUUUGAAUAUCGAAUGUAUAAGUGUGUUUUCUAUUUGAAAAUUUAUAAAUUGAUACGAUUUUUUUUUUUUUUUACUUAGCGACUGACCUUACGCUUAAGCGGUCCCCUUCUAAAGGGCAGUUAAAAGGGCGCGAGGCAGUAUUAUUAUUAUUAUUAUUUUUUUUUUCUAAUAUUUAGAUUCUCCGAAGACUAAACCGCCUCCGCACCUUUGACUGUACUUGAGAACGCUAGCAAAAUAAUAUAAUUAAGGUUUUUGACUUUUUUAUAAAUUUAAUUGCUACCAAAUAAAUUUUCGUGAUUUAUA